ACAUUUAUGGUCUCUGUAUGUGUGUGUGUGUGUGUGUGUGUUUGUGUGUGUGUGCGCGCAUGCAUGUACAGUUGAAUGCAACAGUUUGGGAACUCUUUGUGCAAUUACAUUUUUGGUUAAUUUUUUUUUACAUGAACAUAGGUUAACACAUCCUCUACAUGGAAGAAACUUCUGCACAUUUUAAUGCAUGAUUAUUGGCUGAAUUUAACAUAAUUUUAAUUUAUGAAUAUAACAUAAAAUGUGGCCUGUAGCGUUUUAGGCCGGUUACUGCGAGCUAACAUACAAACUCACACAUAAGCGUAAGAACAGUCUGACGGACUAUAAAUGUUACAUCCAAGUGUACAGUUAUGUGAAGAAGUAAGUGUAUCCCAUUAAAAGUUGAGACUGUUUCAACAUAUGUAGAAAGUUAUUUAAACAGUGUUGAUAGAUAAAGGUGAUAUAAUUUACCAACACUUAUAAUUAACAUUUUUGUCCUCCGUUAUAUAAUUGAAAUAAACAGUAAUGCAAUUUUCUAAUGUGGAAAAAGUAAGUACACCCCUACAUAUAUCACUUCAAAUGUGUCAUAUUGAAAUAAGGUGCACCUGAUCAGGUGCUAGUUAUUAGAACACCUUUAUAGAAUAUUUUUGUGGAACUUAGGUCUUAUUUAAACCUCAGAUAUUUGUUCUGGUUUGCUCUUUGUUACUGGAGUGUGUGGUGUCAUCAUGCCUAGUUUAAAUGAGCUCUCUGAAGCCUUCAGAAAAGAGGUUGUAGAUGCAUAUGAGUCUAAGAAUGCGUUUAAGGAGAUAUCCAAAAUAUUGGAUAUCAAUCAUUCCACUCUCCGGAAGAUCAUCUACAAGUAGAGGAGAUUUAAAACCACUGGCAACUUAUCAAAGCCAGACCGCCACAGCAAAUUCUACCCAAAAGCAGACUGUAAGGUGCUAAAUACCCCAAAACACUGAAACCCCAAAAUAUCACAGGAUCGGUAGGUAGCUUUUGCCACCAUUAAUGUAAAAGGACAAGCAUUACAAAAAUACUGCAAAAAUUUGACUUAUGUGGGAUGUGUGCCAGAAGGAAGUGUUUACUGUCUAAAAAGAACAUUGGGUCAGGACUAAAGGAAUUGAGUGUUCUGGAAUUGCCUAGUCAAAGCCCAGAUCUGAAUCUCACUGAAAUGCUGUAGGAGGGAUUUGAAAUGGGCUUUACAUGCAAAAAACCCUCAAACAUUGCAAAUGCGCAAAAAAUUCGUAAAAAAAUUCAAGUGGUAAAGCCCUGGUUUGCUGAUUGUAACUCAUCUUGUACAGUGGAUAGAGAAUAAAUGAAGCUAAAGUUGGCUUCUUGUUCCAUUUCCCGUUCCACCUCAAAUGAUGUAGCAGUUACAUUCAGACGCCUGUACAGGUGCUUGCAUGUAACUGCUGAAAUUCAAAAUAUAAAGGAAGCUCAAUCUUAAGAGAUUAGCAUAUCGUUAUUCAGCACAGUGGUGUGAAUCUGGUACUGGCUUACACAGCAGGCAGUAAUUUCAAAGUUCAGUACUUAAUUGCAUUACUGAUGUUGCAGUUUUAAUAUUUGAAUCAUGUAAAGAUGGACAACAGUGGCAAUAAUUGCGAAAAACAAAUUGGCAUCACGAAUACAAGAAUAAAAAAGCAGCUUAAGGAGGAUGAGGGCAUAUCCGAGCAGUGAGAAAUGCUGACCUUAACUUACUUAGCUAGAUUUAGUUUGUAGCAUAUUGAUUGUCAUUAUUAUGACAUAUUUAAGAUAAAAAGCUUUUUCCAGUUUUCAUUUUAUCACUAGCUAGCUGGGUUAUCUCAGUGCAGCACAUAAACGGUAAAAAGAGCAAGAAAUGAAGUUGAAAAUGCACAGAAAAGUUAUUUUAUGCAAAAGCAGCACUGUGUGUGUAUGUGUGUGUGUAACAGGAGAAAUACAUUUAGAAGUGGGCUUGUCUGCCCUGUCUGAAAACCAGAGGGAUAAUAAUGAAAAAAUAAGCAAAUGAUAAAGAAACAAUAAGGAAGGAAAGUGGAUAAAGGCUAAUUACUGUGUUGCUAUACGAAUAACUGCUAAAAUGAAAUGAUGUUUAAUUUCUGUGGGUUUAAAGGUUGAUUAUUAUGGUAUAUUACUCUGACAUUGAGAAAGCACAUCAGAAUUGUGAGGGUUGAGGUGCUGAUACCAAGGGAGGAUUUGUGACAGAAAUCCGUUAUUAAGAGAUAACGCUAAUACUGUACUGUAUGAAUUAACCACAACUUUGGUUGUGAUGCCUUGGAGAGUUUAAUGUCUGGAUAUCCAUAAUAGGAAUCCUUUAACCUCUCAUUAAUUUGAGGAUAGAUGUGUAUCUAAAGUAAUUAAGUGCCCAGUUCUGUGCAAGGGCUUUACAAUUACCAUAGAAAGCCAAUAUGAAUGAGAGUUCUGUUCCUUGUCAGGCUUGCUAGGAAAGUACCAACCAUCUCUCAGAUAAAACCCUCUGCACAUGAUUAAUUCUAUACAUGCAGAACCAGAAUAGUUGAUCCAACAUUACACACAGUGUCUUUAAAAAAUAUUUGCCAUUUUGAGGAAACUUAAAUAAAGAUACAAAAUAUAAAUUAGGGAUGCAUUGGUACUGGUAUCAGAAUUGACAUUUUUAUUCAGAACAGCAACAUUGAUCCACACUCAGAGAUUCUGCCCUUAGAUUACUGAAAAAUAUCAGUAGUUUACACAAAUAAAGACCUUAAAUUAAUAUUGACUGAUAAUUGAGAUGUGAUAUUUGGCUGUGAAAAAUAGUAUGCUUGAAUUGUCUUAUGUCCAUGUUUUUUUAAAAUUUCUGAUUUUUUGUAUCAUUUUAUAUUGUUUUUUUGUGUUGCGUUCUUGAAUUUUGUAUAUCUAUGUUUGAAGGAUAAGUGAGCAAACAUAAAAAGUUACUUUUUUAAAUAUUUUUAAAAAGACUUAUUUUUGGCACAGGUAAGAUUUGUGCUAACAAACUAUAUUUUGUUACAUUUUUUCUUGCCUGUUGUCAAAGAAUGUAGGUUUAACUUACAAAUAUACAAAUGUACUUCGCCUUGGCCUGACUACUUUCCAAAAUUAGCAUGUACGCUUGACUGAACAUCACACAGUUGCAGUUCAUCAUUUGUGCACCCAAGUGACAAAGUUGUGAAGGAACUUUCUGGUAAUUUUUUGUUUUGUUUUUUUAACGUCAUUAUCAUACAACUGUCUCUAGUGUCUAAGUUGUCGCUACAAAUGAACUGAUGGCAAAACUGUUGCAGACUGCCUUAAAGACUAGCCAGACAAGUGUUGGAACAGAAGCGCUUUUUACUGAAGACAUGAAGUCACUGGUGUACCUGAUAGCCCUUGUGCUUUACAGCACCAACACGCAAGGAUGGCAGCUGAAAAAAUGCAAAACUGACAAAUUUGCUAGUGUUUGUUCUGGCGAUCAUGCUGCUUUUUGCGACCACGUCACAGAUAUCAAAGUGGAUACUGCUGGGCUUCCAUCUGACAUUCAAAACCUGUGUAUCACCAUGGAAAAACACAAACCACAUGGAUCUCUUGUUAAUGGCUCUUUUUCACACUUCACUUCUCUGGAGUACCUUCAGAUCUUCGGUUGUUUUUUUCAAUUUCAUCCUGGAGCAUUUCGGGGACUUUCCAACCUUAGAAGAUUAGACCUUGAUGCUGAAAAAUGUUGUGAGAUUGCAAUGUCACGUCAGGUAUUUAAGGACCUUCCUCAGCUGAAGGAACUGAAUAUUGCCAGUUUAAAUCUGUCGGUAGUGGCAACCGAUAUAUUUUAUGAUCUCUCCCAAAUGGAAAAAAUUUCUUUUGAUAAUCUAUGCAGUUCUGUCUUUUCGGAACUAAUAUGCUCAAUAAUAAAUUUAACAUCUUUAAAAGAAUUUGUUUUCAUAACAAAUGAGGAAGAGACAUUAGAAUACCCUAACUGCACCCAUAAAAAUGAAUCUGUUUUUCCACGUAUCUCAGGAGCCAAGCUGUUUUUUUCCAGAAUUAAACAUUUCCAUCAGGGAGCACUGGACUUUUUUCAAAACCUGUCUAGUUUAGGAUUUAGUUAUAAUGACAAGUUACUCAGUUACCUUCCCAGAUCUGGUAUCAAGAGUGUAGAUGUGUUCCAUUAUUGUACUGACACACUUGUUGUGGAAGAAGUUUGCAUUGUUGUGUCAAAAUUGUCAACUAAAAACCUUUCAUUGUAUUUCCAAACUGCUAGUAACUUCUCACAUUUUAAGAAUGAUAAUUGCACUGUGCUCGAACAGUUGCACAUUACUGCAUAUGGGACACAACCUAUAGACUUGAGUUUCAUCUGUUUUAUGACAAACCUUACUACCUUGGAAAUUAAUGGCAAAGGAUUGGAUACACAUUUCAGAUCUAUUUGUACCUCGACAUUGAAGGUCACUUGGCUGACUGACUUAACUGUUAUGUUUGCUUCAGUCAGUAAGAUAUUUAGCCAUCAGUUCAGUUGUUUAGUUAAUCUUAAAAUGUUGAAUAUAACGUGUUGUUCUGUCUCUGAAAUUGAACCUUUUGCUUUUAUGGAAUUAGUCUCAUUAAGGAUCCUGAACCUCCAGUAUAACAACAUCACUGCGAUUGGUGUUCAUGUUUUUGAUGGUUUGUACAACCUUUUGGUGCUGGACCUUAAGAAUAAUCCAUUGUUUCGGGUUGAACAAAUGGCAUUCAGACAUCUUAUGAAUCUUCAAGAAUUACAUUUUAGUUACUUUGGAUCAUCACCAAUAGGCUUUGUAAUUAGAUGGAAUUUAACAGACAUAUUUGGUAAUAUUCCAGAACAGCUGGCCUAUCUGUUCUAUGAGUAUAUAGUACCAAUGGAGCUGAUUAUUGGUUCGAACAUGACUUUAAACCAGAAUCUUACCUUGCAUGUUCGGUCAGUUACUUUGAAUAUUGAGGAUUGUGGACGUCCAUUUUUUGAGUCAGUCACCACUCUUUUUGCAAGAACCAAACACAUCCUGUGUGGUUCGGAAUUCAUAGGGAAAUACAUUAAAAAUAUAGAGAACUUAAUGUAUAUAUCUAAGUUUUCAGACAAAAUUGGAGAUUUGACAAGUCUUAAUGAGCUUGUUCACCUCAAGGUAUUGAGACUUGAUGAUAUGGACCUUUCAAAGCAGUCAAAUGUUGCUGUUAUGUUUCACAACCUGACAAAACUGGAGAAGCUAAGCUUGUUUUACUGUAGAUUUUUCAGUAUUGAUGGCACUUUAACAAAAGACCUGAAAUCACUGAGGUUUUUACGUCUGAUGUUCCGGGAUUAUGUCACUGUAUAUAGUGGUUUUUUUGAACCUCUCACCAGUUUAAAGAAUCUAGGAAUAUAUCAGCUUCAGCUCUUCUGCAAUUGUGAUAAUGCUGACUUUUCCAAGUGGGUGAAGGAGAAUAAGAAAGUGCAGGUUGAAAUGAUGGAUCCAGAACUAGAUGAACUGCAGUGUUUAUCAAACAAUGGCUUAGACAGGCCCAACUUACAGGUUUAUGGAAAGCAGAACUGCUUUUUUGAGCUGGACUUUGUGCUCUUUGUUUUGACUUCACUGGGUGUGAUCUUCUUCAUGUUAGUAGUACUGAUACAAAGAAUGGCUGUAUAUUACAUUUUCUCCCUGUACCAUAUUGCUCAUGCCUGGUUUGAGCAAGCUGUGAGAAAAGAUAGGAGGGUGCAGUACCGCUAUGAUGCCUUUGUUUCUUACAGCAGCAAAGAUGAGAACUGGGUAGUGAAUGAGCUUUUGCCUAGCCUGGAGCAACGAGGCCCACCCUUUCUUCGUCUUUGCUUACACAGCAGGGACUUCCAACUGGGGAAGGACGUUGUGGAGAAUAUCACGGACAGCCUUUAUGAAAGUCGUUACACGCUUUGUCUGGUCAGCCGCAAUUAUUUAUGCAGCCACUGGUGCUCUUUGGAGAUGCGUCUAGCAACCUGCCGGUUGCAGGUGGAGCACAAAGAUGUCCUCAUUCUGGUUUUCCUGGAGAAAAUCCCCUCCCGCCUGUUGUCUGCGCAUCACAGGCUGGCUCGACUGGUGAAGUCCAGAACGUAUCUCGACUGGCCUCAGGACCCAGAUCAUCAUAAUGCAUUCUGGGAUAGACUGUGGGACAAACUGAAGCCUGAAGCCAUGAUGUGAAGACAUGAAUGUUGUUGAUGACCGUCCAUUUAGACUGAGACAUAUAAAGCACAUGCCCAAGCACAUGAAGUGACCAGAAUCCCAAUAUGUGCCAUAUCCUUGUGUCUAAAAUUAUAAUUUCAUUGUUUUUGUGAAGAUGCUGUAUUCAUAUAAAUCGGGUUGAUUGAGGAAUUGAUCUAUAUGUGUUAAGCCUCUCACAGCUAAAGACAUUUGUUUGUACGGCAUUUGUAACUAAGGGUGUACUUUUAAUCCAGGCAAAAAAGAAAAUAUACAUUUAUUGAGUUUACUGAUGAGUAUGGCAAUAGACAGUGUUCAGCAGUGGUUUACAGUACUUUCAAUGAUAAAAAUAGCAUUUGGAUUUAUGUUACUUAGGAAUUUCAUUUAAUGAUAAGUCUUACAACAUUGUACGUAAGAUCUGUACAGUACAUAUUUUACACAUCUGCAUUGUACAUAUCUUAUAAUACAUAGUACAUGAGAUCAUUUUGUUAAAAUGUUGCAGAGAAGAUGCAUCUUCAUACAAAACUACUUCUUCUUUUUAUAGUUUCUGUUCUUGUUUUCAUCGCUGUAUGAAAUGUCUGCUUUCUAUUUUUUGGAAAGGAAGUCGUCUUAAUAAAUGUGUGGCGUUAUCUUGCUUGAACAGAAAGAGCAGUUCCAUGUCAUUUUUACAUUUGCAAUUAGAGCUUACAUACUGUACUGUGCAAAAGUCAGAGACCACCCCCUCGCCUCCAUUUUCUUAAUUUUCAG
Colossoma macropomum (tambaqui) is the source of this 6782-nucleotide messenger RNA. RefSeq names its product toll-like receptor 13. The coding region runs from base 3186 to 6038 and encodes 950 amino acids. Gene Ontology annotation, cellular component: membrane. Gene Ontology annotation, biological process: toll-like receptor signaling pathway; inflammatory response; immune response. The transcript has a single exon. The record is from RefSeq and is a predicted model, not a curated record. Gene Ontology annotation, molecular function: protein binding; transmembrane signaling receptor activity. Lineage: Eukaryota; Metazoa; Chordata; Actinopteri; Characiformes; Serrasalmidae.